AUGAUAUUUUUUUUUCUUUUUUACUUAAACUCAUAUUUCGACAUAUUCCUUUUUUUGUUCACUUGCAUCUAUCUUUUUCCUCUUUCUCUUUCUUUAGGCAUUGUUCACUUAUAUCCAACAAUUUUUUAUUCCAUUUCCAUCCCUCCCUCCCUGUUCUCUUCUUUCUUUUCGCUUCCGACUGAUCAGAAAUUCUCCUCUCCAAUUGAACCUUGCCCAAAUCAAUACGAGUCGCCAAAGAUGAACUGGCAAGUCAAAAUUCUUUGUCUUCUGUUGCUUUGUCUUCUGCCCCUAUCCUCGUCUGUUCUUUUGUCGUCUGUCCAUUUGUAUUCUGUUACUUUGUCUUCUGUCUAUUUUGUCUUCUAUGCCUUUGUCUUCUGUCUCUUUUGUCUGCUGUCCUUUUAUCUUUUGUUACGUAUGUCUUCUGUCCAUUUGUCUUCUCUUACAUUGUCUUCUGACCAUUUUGUUUUUUGUUCCCUUGUCUUCUGUCUGUAUUGCCUUCUAUCCAUUUGUCUUCUAUUACUUUGUUUUCUGUCCCUUUUAAUUUCUGCUCUUUUGUCUUCUGUCCAUUUCGUCUUCUGUUCAUUUUCUCUUCUGUCCCCUUGUCUUUUGUCCCUUUUGUCUUUUUUUCUAUUUGUCUUCUGUCCAUCUUUCUUCUGUCCCUUUUAUCUUCUGUACCAUCAAGGUCAAAUUUUACAAGAUUUUUCUCAGUUUAUCUCCCAGAUUUUUUUACUCAUCAUAUACUUUUAA
Messenger RNA from Acanthosepion pharaonis, 747 nucleotides. NCBI's taxonomy places the organism in Eukaryota, Metazoa, Mollusca, Cephalopoda, Sepiida, Sepiidae. The record is from the annotation of a GenBank genome assembly.